AUGGAAGAUUUCGCCCAUCAAUUGUGGCUCUUGACUUGGGACGGUGAGUUGUGCAACUGCCCGAAAAAGGACGGGGCCAAGAGGGUCCUAGACGUCGGAACGGGAACCGGAAUCUGGGCCAUGGACUACGCCGAUGCUCAUCCCGAGGCAACGGUUUAUGGAGUCGAUCUGAGCCCAAUCCAGCCGGGUUUCGUCCCUCCCAACUGUCAUUUCGAGAUUGAUGACGUGGACAAAGAAUGGACUUUCUCACAGCCGUUCGACUUCGUCUUUAUGAGAGCCAUGAUUGGAAGUUUCCGCGACUGGCCCAAGGUCCUUGCUCAGGCAUACGAGAAUUUGGAGCCAGGCGGAUACUUCGAGAUCCAAGACAAUCACUUCCCUGUCGUCUGCGACGACGACACCCUCACCGAAGACUCGUACAUGCUGAAGUGGACGCAGUACCUCAUUGAAGCCACCGACAAAAUCGGCCAGCCUAUCAACGUGGCGACCUCGUUUCAGAAACUUGUAGAAGACGCCGGCUUCGUGGACGUUGAGGUACGCCACGUGGUCUGGCCGACAAGUGCAUGGCCGAAGGACCCCAAGCUUGCGGAAAUUGGAAAAUGGUGUCGGACCAGCUUUAUGCAGGGCCUGGACGGCAUCUGUCUUGCCUACUUCACCCGCGUCCUUGGAUGGACGAAGGAGGAGGUCAUCGUGUUCUGCUCUCAGGUGCGGAAUGAGGUGAGAAAGGGCAAGAUUCACGGUUACUUCCCGGUGUACUCCGUUUGGGGCAGGAAGCCGGAGAAGGAGGCUUCAGAGGGACCACAGUAA
Messenger RNA from Colletotrichum karsti, 804 nucleotides. RefSeq names its product methyltransferase domain-containing protein. The record is from RefSeq and is a predicted model, not a curated record. NCBI's taxonomy places the organism in Eukaryota, Fungi, Ascomycota, Sordariomycetes, Glomerellales, Glomerellaceae. The transcript is spliced from 5 exons. Gene Ontology annotation, molecular function: methyltransferase activity. The coding region runs from base 1 to 804 and encodes 267 amino acids.